CCCCAGCCCCGGCUCCGGCCCGAGCGGGCGGGCGGGCGGCGCCAGGCCUGCGCGAGCCCCGCGCUCCGCCGAGCCGGGCCGAGCGAGCCAGCGGGCGGGCGCCACGCCGGGCGGCCGGGCGGCCGGUCGGGCACCAUGGGCCGGAGCCCCCGUCCUCCGGGCGCCCCGGGCCCGGCCAGCCCGCCCCGGGGGCCCCCGGGAGCCCCUCGCUGCCGCCCGAAGACGGUGGCCGAGCGGGCGGGCGCCUAAUUCUCCCGGAAGGGUUAUUCUCUCGCUCCAUUCGGAUAUUUCUUUGGGGGGAGCCAGCGAGACAGCUCGUUUCGGGGCGCUCUGGUUGGGUUAACGGCAUGGAGAACAGUCACCCCCACCACCACCACCACCACCAGCAGCCCCCGCCGCAGCCCGGCCCUUCGGGCGAGAGGAGGAACCACCAUUGGAGAAGUUACAAGUUGAUGAUUGACCCGGCUCUGAAAAAGGGGCAUCAUAAACUGUACCGCUACGAUGGGCAGCAUUUCAGCCUGGCGAUGUCCAGCAACCGCCCGGUGGAAAUUGUGGAAGAUCCCCGGGUGGUCGGGAUCUGGACCAAAAACAAGGAGCUGGAACUGUCGGUGCCCAAAUUCAAGAUCGAUGAGUUCUACGUGGGCCCGGUGCCUCCAAAGCAGGUGACAUUUGCCAAGCUGAAUGAUAACAUUCGUGAAAACUUCCUGAGGGACAUGUGCAAGAAGUAUGGGGAGGUGGAGGAGGUGGAGAUUCUGUACAACCCCAAGACCAAGAAGCACCUGGGCAUCGCCAAGGUGGUCUUUGCCACCGUGCGCGGAGCCAAGGAGGCUGUGCAGCACCUGCACAGCACCUCUGUCAUGGGUAACAUCAUCCACGUGGAGCUGGACACCAAGGGGGAGACCCGCAUGCGCUUCUACGAGCUGUUGGUCACAGGUCGGUACACACCCCAGACCCUCCCUGUGGGCGAGCUGGACUCUGUCUCUCCAAUCGUGAGUGAGACCCUGCAGUGGUCUGACCUGCCCUCCUCUCCCUCUGUCCAGCUGUCUGAUGCCUUGAAGCGCCUCAAGGAUGGUGGCCUAUCUGCAGGCUGUGGUUCUGGCUCAUCCUCUGUUACCCCCAAUAGUGGGGGUACGCCCUUCUCCCAGGACACUGCUUAUUCCAGCUGCCGCCUGGACACACCUAACUCCUAUGGACCAGGCACCCCACUCACACCUCGCCUGGGCACCCCCUUCUCCCAGGACUCCAACUACUCUAGCCGCCAGCCCACACCCUCCUACCUCUUCAGCCAGGACCCCACAGUGACCUUUAAGGCUCAGGCUCGGCGGCACGAGCCCAAGUUCGAGUCCAAGUUUGCAGACGCCUACAACCGCCGCCAUGAGCAUCAUUAUGUCCACAACUCUUCUGCGGUCAGUGCAGUGGCGGGGGCCACCUCAGCCUUCAGGGGCUCCUCAGAUCUCACAUUUGGUGCAGUCAGUGGCAGCAGUGGCCCUCCCUUCAAGGCCCAGCCACAGGAUUCUGCCACAUUUGCCCACACUCCGCCAUCUGCCCAAACAACGCCCACAGCUGGGGUGUCAUUCAAGUCGGCUUUCUCUCCCUAUCAGACCCCCGUGCCCCCAUUUCCCCCAGCCCCUGAGGAGCCCCCCACCACACCCACUUUUGGGACCCGGGACAGUGGCGAGUUCCGACGAGCUCCAGUGCCCCCACCUCUGCCACCCACUGAAUCCCUAACCAAGGAGAAGCCAGGCACGCCACCUGGGCCGCCACCCCCCGAUGCCAGUGGCAUGGAACUUGGUGGUCGGCCUACCUUCGGCUGGAGCCCUGAGCCCUGCGACAGCCCAGGCACCCCCACACUGGAGUCAUCACCUGCGGGACUAGAGAAGCCGCACGACAGCCUGGACUCGCGCAUUGAGAUGCUGCUCAAGGAGCAGCGCACCAAGCUGCCCUUCCUCCGUGAGCAGGACUCAGACACUGAGCUGCAGAUGGAGGGCAGCCCUAUCUCCUCCUCUUCCUCCCAGCUCUCCCCACUGGCCUCCUUUGGCGCCAACUCCCAGCCGGGUUUCCGGGGCGCCACGCCGCCCUCCUCGCCCCCCUCCAGCACUGGCCUGGAGGAUAUCAGUCCUACACCACUGCCCGACUCAGAUGAAGAUGAAGAGCUGGACAUGGGCCUGGGACUCCGGCCCCCACCCAAGCCUGGCCCCCCGGACCCUUCCGGUCUCCUGGGUCAGACAGCUGAGAUGAGGUUGGACUUGACUGGAGACAGGACCCCAACUUCAGAGAAGAUGGAUGAGGGCCAGCAGUCCUCUGGGGAAGACAUGGAGAUCUCUGACGAUGAGAUGCCCUCGGCCCCCAUCACCAGUGCUGACUGCCCCAAGCCCAUGGUGGUGACCCCUGGGGCUGGGGCUGCCCCCUCUGUGCUGGCCCCCAGCCUGACGCUGCCCCCACCCCCAGGCUUCCCACCACUACCCCCGCCCCCGCCCCCACCCCCACCACAGCCUGGCUUCCCUAUGCCCCCACCUCUGCCCCCACCCCCACCCCCCCCUGCCCACCCAGCAGUGUCGGUGCCCCCACCGCCACUACCUGCACCACCAGGCGUCCCGCCUCCGCCCAUCCUGCCGCCUCUGCCGCCCUUCCCGCCAGGCCUGUUUCCCGUGAUGCAGGUGGACAUGAGCCACGUGCUGGGCGGCCAGUGGGGCGGUAUGCCCAUGUCCUUCCAGAUGCAAACGCAGAUGCUGAGCCGGCUGAUGACCGGCCAGGGCGCUUGUCCCUACCCACCCUUCAUGGCUGCUGCAGCUGCUGCAGCCUCUGCUGGGCUGCAGUUCGUCAACCUGCCGCCCUACCGGGGCCCUUUCUCCCUGAGCAAUGCCGGCCCUGGCCGCGGACAGCCCUGGCCGCCCCUGCCCAAGUUUGACCCCUCCGUGCCACCACCAGGCUAUGUGCCCCGCCAGGAGGACCCACACAAGGCCACUGUGGAUGGGGUCUUACUGGUGGUGCUCAAAGAGCUCAAGGCCAUCAUGAAGCGUGACCUCAACCGCAAGAUGGUGGAGGUGGUGGCCUUCCGGGCCUUUGACGAGUGGUGGGACAAGAAGGAGCGGAUGGCCAAGGCUUCCCUGACCCCAGUGAAGUCGGGUGAGCACAAGGAUGAGGACCGGCCAAAGCCCAAGGACCGCAUCGCCUCGUGCCUACUGGAGUCGUGGGGCAAGGGUGAGGGCCUGGGCUAUGAGGGCCUGGGCCUGGGCAUCGGUCUGCGUGGGGCCAUCCGCCUACCCUCCUUCAAGGUCAAGAGGAAGGAGCCACCGGACACGGCCUCAUCUGGUGAUCAGAAGCGGCUGCGGCCCUCAACCUCUGUGGAUGAGGAAGAUGAGGAGUCCGAGCGGGAGCGGGAGCGGGACCGGGAUGUGGCUGACACUCCCUGUGAGCUGGCCAAGCGUGACCCCAAGGGUGUGGGUGUGCGGCGGCGGCCAGGCCGGCCUCUGGAGCUGGACAGUGGUGGGGAGGAGGACGAGAAAGAGUCCCUGUCUGUGUCCUCAUCCUCAUCGGCAUCCUCGUCCUCUGGCUCCUCAACGACCUCACCUUCGUCCUCCACCUCCGACAAGGAGGAACGGGAAAGCACCGAGGAGGAAGAGGGGGGUGAGGAGGAGGAAGAGGAAGGGCGCCCCAGGAGCCAGCUCUCCUCCUCCUCGACCUCGUCCACGUCAGCUAAGGAUGAUGAUGACAGUGACGCCCAGGAUGAGUCUGAGAAUGAAGAUGACAACCUAGCCCUGUCGGAGGCAAGUGAGAAGGAAGAAGGGAACUCGGAUGGAGAGGAGACAGUGAGCAUCGCCACCUCCAAGGCUGGACCCGGGACCUCCAGCGAGAGCUCUGAGUCUUCUGAGUUUGAGUCAAGCUCCGAAUCCUCGUCUUCAUCAUCAUCCUCUGAGGAUGAAGAGGAGCAGGUGGUGGAUGAGGAGGAGGAAGAGGAGGAGGAGGAGGAGGAGGAGGAAGAAGAGGAAGAGGAGGAAGAAGUAGAGGAGGAAGAGAUAGAGGAAGAUGAGGAAGAGGCAGAAAGCAUGGCUCCCACUGCUCCCCAAGACCUGGAAGAGGACAUGUCCCUCGAGAUCCCUGAGUUGGAGUCAUCAGGCAUGGAAGAAGAGGUGGACAUUGAGGCUGAGGAAGAAGCCCCUGAGGAGCAGACCCCCAUGCUAGAAGAACCUCCCUCACCUGUGGGUGUCAAGGAGGUGACCAGAUGCAAAGAACCCCCUGAGGAGCUGGGCCUGAACCAGGAAGGGGUGGCCAGGUUGAAAUCACCAGAGCCCCCUACCAGAGAAAUGGAGCCCCGACCCCCUCCGUCCCCAGAGCCCAUUCCAGAGGAUGACCUAGAAGCCGAGCCUGAGCCCCCUCCCGUGGCCUCCUUAUCUGCACAACCACCAUUGCCACCCACACAACCACCCCGGCCGCCAAGCCCACCACCGGAGCCUGAGACUCCAGAGCCCCCACUCCCGCCAGCCCCCCUGGAGCCUCCCCCAGAGGAGCAGCCCCCUCGAACUCCAGGCCUCUGUGGCAGCCUGGCCAAGUCACAGAGCACAGAGACGAUACCGGCCACACCAAGUGGGGAGCCCCCACUCUCAGGGGGCAGCAGUGGACUAUCACUGAGUUCUCCACAGGUGCCUGGCAGCCCCUUCUCCUACCCAGCCCAAUCCCCUGGCCUGGGCAGUGGGGGCCUCCCCAGGACACCUGGCCGGGACUUCAGCUUCACACCCACCUUCCCUGACCCAGGUGGGCCCCUGCUCUUGCCUGUCUGCCCUCUCCCAGCUGGCCGGCGGGAUGAGCGGGCUGGGCCCCUGGCCUCCCCAGUGCUCUUGGAAACAGGCCUGCCGCUCCCUCUGCCCUUGCCCUUGCCCCUGCCCUUGGCUUUGCCGGUGCCCGUCCUUCGGGCCCAGACUCGGCCCCCCUCCCAACUGCCCCCUCUGCUCCCUGCCCCGUUGGCCCCCUGCCCGUCCCCCAUGAAGAGGAAGCCGGGCCGGCCCCGGCGAUCCCCACCGGCUGUGCUCUCCCUAGAUGGGCCUUUGGUCCGGCCGCCCACGGGGUCCACUCUGAGCAGGGACCUCCUGCUCCUGCCGGGCCAGCCACAGACCCCUGUCUUCCCCAGCACCCAUGACCCUCGGGCUGUGACCCUGGACUUCCGGAACACGGGGAUCCCAGCCCCCCCACCACCCCUGCCCCCCCAGCCUCCCCCACCCUUGCCCCCACCUCCUGUCGAGCCCACCAAACUGCCCUUCAAGGAGCUGGAGAACCAGUGGCCAUCCGAGGCCAUCCCUCCUGGCCCCCGUGGGCGUGAGGAGGUCACCGAGGAGUUCACGGACCUGACCAAGGUGCAUGGGCCCUGGCGCCGACCGCCUAAGAAGCGCCAUGAAGACCUGGUGACUUCUGCCUCGCCAGAGCUCUCACCACCGCAACCCCUCUUCCGGCCACGCUCAGAGUUUGAGGAGAUGACCAUCCUGUAUGACAUCUGGAAUGGUGGCAUUGACGAGGAGGACAUCCGCUUCCUGUGUGUCACUUAUGAGCGGCUGCUGCAGCAGGACAAUGGCAUGGACUGGCUCAAUGACACACUCUGGGUCUACCAUCCCUCCACCAGCCUCUCUUCAGCCAAGAAAAAGAAACGGGACGACGGCAUCCGGGAGCAUGUGACUGGAUGUGCCCGCAGUGAGGGCUUCUACACCAUCGACAAGAAGGACAAGCUCAGAUACCUCAACAGCAGCCGUGCCAGCACCGACGAGCCCCCCACGGACACGCAGGGCAUGAGCAUCCCAGCGCAGCCGCAUGCCUCCACACGGGCUGGCUCGGAGCGGCGGUCAGAGCAGCGCCGCCUGCUGUCCUCCUUUACUGGCAGCUGUGACAGUGACCUGCUCAAGUUCAACCAGCUUAAGUUCCGGAAGAAAAAACUCAAGUUCUGCAAAAGCCACAUUCAUGACUGGGGUCUGUUCGCCAUGGAGCCCAUUGCAGCUGAUGAGAUGGUCAUCGAGUACGUGGGCCAGAACAUCCGACAGGUGAUCGCCGACAUGCGGGAGAAGCGCUAUGAGGACGAGGGCAUCGGCAGCAGCUACAUGUUUCGGGUGGACCACGACACCAUCAUCGACGCCACCAAGUGUGGCAACUUUGCUCGCUUCAUUAACCACAGCUGCAAUCCCAACUGCUAUGCCAAGGUGAUCACGGUGGAGGCGCAGAAGAAAAUUGUCAUCUAUUCAAAGCAGCACAUCAGCGUCAAUGAGGAAAUCACCUAUGACUACAAGUUCCCCAUCGAGGAUGUCAAGAUACCCUGUCUUUGUGGCUCUGAGAACUGCCGGGGAACUCUCAACUAGGCCCCGCCCCCCUCAGGCCCAGUCCCACCUCUCACCCCUGUUUCAGGUGCUGUCCCUCUGCCUAAUGGCCAUGUCAGGGCCUGGCGCCCCCAACACUAACCCCCAAAAGCUCCCUGUGGCUUCAGCCCCUCCAUGGGAAAGGGCUUCCGUGUUUCUGCCUGGUUCUGUUUUUUUUUUUUUUUUUCUCCUUUUAGGAUUUUUAUUGAGCUUCAACAUGAAUUUUUAUGUGUCUCUCUCCUCUUCCCAUUUACCUCUCUUUCUCUUGUCUUCAUCAUCAGCCUUUUUCCAUGAAUGCUGCUAUGAUGUUUUGACUUUUCUAUUUUAUUCCUUCUCACAAGAAAAGUUAUUUUUACCAUUGAAAUGUGAAGGCAGACUCAGAGAGUGGGGACCCCUGGCGGGGCUGCAGUGGCCUGGGUGCACGCAGCUGUGUAGUGGGCCCAUGUCCCAGACCCUGGGCCAGGUGCUGCAGAGAGCUUGGUGUCGGCCUGGUGGCUGCGGCCUCAAAACACUACACAGGUCCCCUCUCUGCUGGACAGCCAGCCCCAUGAGAGGAUACCCUCCCCCUCCCCCUUCUUCACCCUGUCCAACUUUUCCCUUCCCCAGCAUUCUAGGGACGCCAUCUCCUGAGCAGACCCUGGCAGAGCCAAGCUGGGCCCCUGGGGGCUCUCCCCACCACCCCCAAAAUCUUGGGUUCAAUGUUUACUUUCUCAUUCGAAUGCCAGCAAUGUGGGAGCCUCCCAGAGGCCCCAGGGCAGGCUGGGGGCCUGGAAGGGUUGGGUCUACUCUGCCUGCCCUCACCUUGACCCCGGGGAGAGGAGAGCCUCCCAAGGCAGGGGGGGGGGUCAUCCCCCCACUACGGGUGUUUGACCAGAUACUUUUAUGUUGUUUAUAAGCUUCCCUGUACCCCACCCUACGUAGCCCAGCUGUCCCCAACCCCCCAACAAGGCAUGAGCCUAUUUAUUUUCAGACUGAGAAGAUUAUUUCUCCCAGUGAGAGGAAAAGCUUGGAAAAGAUUUUAGAAACUCAGAUUGAAGUCUUUGACAGAUCUGUCCUUUAUUAUUAUUAUUAUUUUUAACCUUUUUGACCUCUUCUCCCUCAUCCUCUUCAGGGUUUUUAUUUCCAUGGAUUUUUUUUUUCUUGUGCGUGUAUAAAAUCCAAGUGGGAGGGAUGGGUUUUUGAAGUUCAGAACCAAUUUCUGUAUAUAGGCUGCCAUAAAGGACUUUUUCUCGGGAACAUUGUUUCUUGUAGAAACACGUGGGAAGACUUUUUUGCUCAUUUCUUUGUACUUUAGGAACACACACACACACACACACACACACACACACACACACACACACACACGUUCCCCGCAUCCCCAGGAAGCAGAGCAGGCAUGUAAAUAAUUUAUGGAAAGUGACUGUUGUGACCAGGAGUCAGGGAGUCAUCCUCACCAUGCAGGAGGGCUCCCGGGGGCCCCAGCCCGGCGGACGCAGGCCAGGCCGAGCCUCUGGUAUCUCAGCUUGUGUCAAGCUUGUUAUCAUGUAAAUUCUGUACAAAGAAUUGUUAUUUUCUCUCUCUUUUUUUUUUGUCUUUGGUGGUUUUGUUGUGUGUAUUUUUUUCCUUCCUUUUCCCCGUGCCCUCUCUGUUUGAGACAGUACCCACCCUUUCAAGGUUGAUGAAAUUGGUGGCAUUAAGACACAGAGGGGGACCUGGGCACAGUGGCGACCUUCUCUUCCGUGUGUGGUUUUCUACCUAAUGGUGCAACUGAGGAAAUAAUUUAUUUUUCACCUGAAGAAAUGUGUAGUUUGUAGAGAUGGCCAACUCCAAUUACUGGGGCAGGCCCCGAGGGGCUACCUUCAUUCUCCUUGCCCUCAGAAACCAGGGCAUGGCCCAGCCUCGCCCCUCAUCCUGGCCACCCUUCAUGAAGCUAAGGCUGGGCCUUCCCUGUCCCCAGGAGCCCUCACCCAGCCCCAUUGUGGUUUGCAAUACCCAGAAAUGUGUUGGCUUUUUUCUUUUAAUGCCUUCAUUUUCAUUGAACAAAUCUUUGCUUUUGUAGAGUUGGGGGAUUCUUGUUUCUCUCUCUCUUUUCCCGGUUCUUCCCCUACCUACAGCCCUCCUCCCUGCCAAAAAAGAAAAAAAAGAGAGCCCAUAAGUUUUAGGGAUGUUUGUGCAUAUAGACUCUUGUCGUCCGUAUGUAACUUGUUUUUGAAGAGAAGUGUUUCCGUUGUGGGUGUGUCUUGCUGUAAAUAUUUGUUCAUAUUUUUGUGAAUUCAAUACUAUGUACCAUUGUAUUAUAGUAACUUUUAUAAAGCAGACCAUAAAUAUACUGACUUCUUACAGA
Erinaceus europaeus (western European hedgehog) is the source of this 8655-nucleotide messenger RNA. RefSeq names its product SET domain containing 1B, histone lysine methyltransferase (gene SETD1B). The record is from RefSeq and is a predicted model, not a curated record. Gene Ontology annotation, molecular function: protein binding; histone H3K4 methyltransferase activity; RNA binding. Gene Ontology annotation, cellular component: Set1C/COMPASS complex. The transcript has 17 exons. Bases 348 to 6335 code for a protein of 1995 amino acids. NCBI's taxonomy places the organism in Eukaryota, Metazoa, Chordata, Mammalia, Eulipotyphla, Erinaceidae.